GAAUUAAACCACAGUGCUGUUUCGUUGUUAGAAGUGUUCAGUGGCAGUUUUGUGACAGUCUCCUAGUGUCUAAGUGCAUUAUGAAGUCUCUAAAAGGUGUUUUUGAUCCGUCACGGAAGAAAUAUCGAAAUACUGCAGGUCGCGCUUCAAUUGUGUCUACUAUAUCAAGACUGUCCAUUGGUGAUAUUACCGAGGAGUCACUAUCAGAAUGGAAAAAUUUGCCCAGGGAAAUUCGUCACGAUCCAAGUUUAGACUUAUUCAAGCGAAAAAAUGAAUUGGCAAGGUCUGGAGCAGGUGAAAGGAAUUGGGCAGAUCGGCAGGACUCAAUUACAGAGGAGGUUGAAAGGAAAACUGACAUUGAAAAUAAUGGCGUGACAGAUCAAGUCAAUCAAGAGUCGAAUGGUCAUGUUACACUGAAAAAGGAAGAACAUAAAACAAACAAAUAUUUAACGUGGAUUAAGUUGUCCCUGUUGGUUGUUUGUUGGAUAGCCUUCACAUUCUUUUUGAUGAGAAAGGAUGAGAAACAUCUGGAAGGUCGAAAACUGGGUGUAGCGGCAGGAGAAACUCGUGCAUUCGCCUUGCACCACAUACCGACUAAUGCUCGAAUUCAGCUUCUGUUUGAAGGAGCCUUCCUCAGCGAAUAUGAAGACGAAACAGCUACCAAUCAUUUGUACUUUUAUCUCACACUUGAUUCUCACAACGGAAGUAGCCGUCCUAUAUCCGAUGUGCUGCACAUUCCAAUAGCAGAAGAAUCAGAUUUAGACUCUGCUGAAGAAUUGGAAAGAGAUUCCACUAUACACUUCGGAGAUGCAGACUGGCAGAGUAUAAGUCAGCAUGAGGAGACACUUUAUGUGAACCUUUACACAAAUUUAACGAAAACGUUUUCAAUGAACAUGAUAUACGAUCCGUCACCAUUGGAUGAAAGUUUGGGUGUCAUAUUGGGUGCUGUGGUUUUAGUUGGAUUGUACGUUUUGAUUGUAUUUGAAUUAGUCCAUCGCACUUUAGCAGCUGUAAUUGGUUCAACGAUUGCAAUCGCCCUUCUUGCCGCUAUGGAUGAAAGGCCCACAUUGGAACACAUAAUAUCGUGGAUUGAUAUAGAGACGUUGCUGUUGCUUUUCGGUAUGAUGGUUCUUGUAGCUAUCUUAUCGCAGACUGGAGUGUUUGAUUAUCUGGCCGUUUAUGCAUUUAAGAUAACGAAAGGAAAAGUGUGGCCACUUAUUAUUUGCCUGUGCGUGUUCACUGGAUUAUUGUCGGCAGUUUUAGACAAUGUGACGACUAUUUUGCUGAUGGCACCGGUAACGAUUCGAUUGUGCGAAGUAAUGGAAUUGAAUCCGGUUCCAGUUCUUAUUUUUACCGUAAUUUUCUCAAAUAUUGGCGGCACCAUGACGCCGGUGGGAGAUCCACCAAAUGUUAUCAUUGCCAGUAACAGUUACAUAUCGAGCAAUGGCAUUAAUUUUGCAAAUUUCACCCUUCACAUGAUGAUUUGCUCUGCGGUCGUAAUGGUUGUAACUGUCUUUUGGCUUCGGUUCAUGUACCGUGAUCCAGCAUCGCUGAGGUUCAGCGAACCACGGGCUAUUCGAGAAUUAAAACAUGAAAUCAUGAUCUGGGAAAGAGCUGUAGAUUCACUGGGAAGCAUCUCCAAUUCUCAAGAUGUUUUACGCAAAUCUCUCGAAAAGAAAGUUAAAAAGCUUAAUCGGAUGCUUGAGGAACAAUUACACACGUCGGAAGUGUCUAAAGAGGUUUACCAAUCAACAUUACAAGAAUUGGAGGAAAAAUAUCCGAUUAAGAACAAAGUUCUCCUGAUCAAAUCAUGCUUCGUGUUAGUCUUUGUCAUCCUGUUUUUCUUCCUUCAUUCCGCGCCAACCAUUCAGAAAUUGUCACUCGGCUGGACUGCACUUCUGGGAGCCGUUUUGCUGCUUAUCCUAUACAAUCGCGAAGAUAUUGAAGUUAUUCUUGGCCAUGUGGAAUGGGCGACAUUGGUGUUUUUCGCCGCACUGUUCGUUCUCAUGGAAGCGUUAACGGAGCUCGGUUUGAUCGACUGGAUUGGAAAGCAAACCGAAAAUAUUAUCUUAGCGGUUGAAGAAGAAUAUCAACUUGCAAUUGCAAUUUUACUGAUUCUAUGGGUGUCGGCGGUCAUUGGUGCAUUUGUCGACAACAUUCCUCUAACCGCGAUGAUGUUGAAAAUUGUUAUUUCAUUGAAUGAAAAUCAAAAUCUUAACUUGCCAUUGCAGCCACUGGUUUGGUCGCUGGCACUCGGUGCAUGUCUUGGCGGUAAUGGUACAUUGAUUGGUGCCUCGGCAAACGUUGUUGCAGCUGGUCUUGCAACAGCUCACGGUUACAAGUUUACAUUCAACCAGUUCUUUAAAAUCGGUUUUCCAGUUAUGAUACUCAGCAUCAUAGUUUGUACGGCAUACUUGAUGAUUUGCCAUGUAUUGUUCUCGUGGCAUUAACUAACCCAACAUCGCUAUUGACAAGGUUGCACCAAUGGCUUCAAUGGUGGCGAAUUUGUCCAAUCUUCUAAACUAAAACUCAAUUUUGAGAGUGUUUUAAUGAAAAAUUUAUUUGUGACAAAAGAUGAUUUUUCUCAGAAAAAUUAUUUUCUAAAUUAUUAAAAUUUCAUGUAAGAGAGUUA
Messenger RNA from Bradysia coprophila, 2632 nucleotides. Its product is annotated as P protein-like. Gene Ontology annotation, cellular component: membrane. The record is from RefSeq and is a predicted model, not a curated record. NCBI's taxonomy places the organism in Eukaryota, Metazoa, Arthropoda, Insecta, Diptera, Sciaridae. Gene Ontology annotation, biological process: transmembrane transport.